Molecule: messenger RNA, 2239 nt
Organism: Delphinapterus leucas (beluga whale)
Lineage: Eukaryota; Metazoa; Chordata; Mammalia; Artiodactyla; Monodontidae
Gene: ZNF565
Product: zinc finger protein 565
Biological process (GO): regulation of transcription by RNA polymerase II
Cellular component (GO): PcG protein complex; transcription regulator complex; chromatin
Molecular function (GO): RNA polymerase II cis-regulatory region sequence-specific DNA binding; DNA-binding transcription factor activity, RNA polymerase II-specific
Source: RefSeq, a predicted model, not a curated record
GCCACCAGGGAAGCCCACCACACUGUUUUGAUUACCAUCUUUGGAAGUUGCUUCUGUAAAUUAGGUGUGAAUUCUUUUUGGAGCAAGGAAGACAUCCUGGACUGUGGAAAGAGGUUAACAAGAGGCCUGUGCACAGGACUCUGCACUUGUUCAAGAGAAGAAUCUAAAGAAAUCCAAGCAGGACAGGUAGUUCUAAAAGCCAUGACCCAGGGAUUGGUGACAUUUAGGGAUGUGGCCAUAGAGUUCUCUCAGGAAGAAUGGAAGUGCCUGGAACCUGCCCAGAAGGACUUGUACAAGGAUGUAACUUUGGAGAACUUCAGUAACUUGGUCUCACUAGGACUUUCCCUUUCUAAGCCCGAUGUCAUCUCCUUACUGGAGCAAGGGAAAGAACCCUGGAUGGUUGUAAAUGAUAUGACAGGACCAUGGUGCCCAGACUUGGAGUCCAGGUGUGAUAAAUUUCUACAAAAAGAUAUCUUUGAAGUAGAGUCAUUCGAUUGGGAGCUGAUGGAAAGCCUUACAUGCUGUGCUUUUGAGGGCUCCAGUUUUAGAGAUGACUGGGCAUACAAAAGCCAGUUUGAAAAACAACAAGUAAAUCAUGAGUGCUCUUUCAAGCAAGUGAAAAUCACCUAUGGAAACAUGCCCGCUUUUGAGCAUCAUACAUCCCUCACCCUACAUCCCAGCAAUGAGACUGGUGAGAAACUGAUUGAAUGUAAUGAAUGUGGGAAAGCAUUUAGCCGUGGCUCACACCUUAUUCAACACCAGAAAACUCAUACGGGUGAAAAGCCCUUUGAAUGUAAGGAAUGUGGGAAAGCCUUCAGUCGUACCUCUCACCUUGUUCAACAUCAGAGAAUUCAUACAGGUGAGAAACCUUAUGACUGUAAGGAGUGUGGGAAGACCUUUGGUCGUACUUCAGAACUUAUUCUACAUCAGAGACUUCAUACUGGUGUCAAACCCUAUGAAUGUAAAGAAUGUGGAAAGACCUUUAGACAGCACUCACAACUUAUUCUGCAUCAUAGAACUCAUACAGGUGAGAAACCCUACGUAUGUAAAGACUGUGGCAAGGCUUUUAUUCGCGGCUCGCAACUUACUGUUCAUCGGAGAAUUCAUACAGGUGCUAGACCCUAUCAGUGUAAAGAAUGUGGGAAAGCCUUUAGACAGCAUUCACAGCUUACUGUGCAUCAGAGGAUUCAUACUGGGGAGAAACCCUAUGAAUGUAAGGAGUGUGGCAAGGGCUUUAUUCAUAGCUCAGAAGUUACUCGACAUCAAAGAAUUCAUUCUGGGGAGAAACCCUACGAAUGUAAAGAAUGCGGGAAGGCCUUUAGACAGCACGCACAGCUUACACGACAUCAGAGAGUUCAUACAGGUGACAGACCCUAUGAGUGUAAAGAUUGUGGGAAGGCCUUUAGUCGUAGUUCGUACCUUAUUCAGCAUCAAAGAAUUCAUACAGGCGACAAACCCUACGAAUGUAAGGAAUGUGGGAAAGCCUUUAUUCGUGUUUCACAACUGACUCAUCAUCAGCGGAUUCACACUUGUGAGAAACCCUAUCAAUGUAGGGAAUGUGGAAUGGCCUUUAUUCGUAGUUCACAGCUUACUGAACAUCAGAGAAUUCAUCCUGGUAUCAAACCUUAUGAAUGUAGAGAAUGUGGGCAGGCCUUUAUUCUUGGCUCACAGCUCAUUGAACACUACAGAAUUCAUACUGGCUAGAAAGCCUUAAUGUUAGGGAUGUAGGAAAGCCUUUAUGUGGAAUUCAUGCCUGACUCAGUAUUAGAUAAUGCAUAAUGUAAUUAUUGUCAGAGAACCUUCAUUUGUCCCCUCCAUUAUGGAACAUCAGGUAACUCAUACCAGAAGAAAAUUCAAUAAACAUGGGAAUUCUUUUUGCCUCACACUCACUGUUUACUAAGCAUCAGAGAUCUUACACUGAAAAAAAAUUAAUAUGAAUAUAGAAGAGCCUCCUGUUACCACUCAAAAUAUGUUAAACUUCUGAGAAUUCCUAAUAGAAAAUGACCCUAUUAAAACAUUUUGUGACUGUGCCUUUCGCCAUGUACCUUACUUAACAUUAUCUCACUUCCAGCAAUUACUGACUGUAUAACAUUGGGUAAAUUAUGCAAUGUCUGUGUUCCUCAGUUUACUUAUUUUUAAGCAGUGAUAAUUAUAUGUACCUAAUAGAGUUUAUGUGAAGAUUGUCAGAUAUUUUAUAUAAAGCCUAUGCUCAAUAAAUACUAUUGUCAUUAAUUAAUAA